CUAUGCAUGCAUAGCUAGCACUGAGCUGACCCGAGUAUUGUGGCGCCUUGUCUUUUGCUGAAACGUUGGAUUUAUCCAUGUCAAAUAUUACAUUUUCUUAUCGGUUGUAAAACAGAAGAAAGGGCAUCAUGGCAGUAAGCUUGGAAGAAUACUUUAGGACGACGUUUGAGGACAAACUCCUCGUGAAGAUGCCUGAGAGGGAGGAUGACCAUCUUACUCCCGCUACCAGACUUCUUGAGAAGAGGAGAGAAAUGUCUGAGGUGGAACAGGCAUUGGCAGCACAGAAAGAGGAAUUUCAAAUGAAAAUGGAGAGUCUGCAACAGAGAAGAGAAGAGCUGGAAAGAAAGGAAUAUCAACUCAAAGAGUCACUACUCAAGUUUGACAAGUUCUUAAAAGAAAACGAUUCAAAGCGAGGAAGAGCAGUGAAGAAGGCACAUGAUGAAAGAGAUUUGAAGAAAACCAAAGACAAGGAAAUCUCAAGAUUAAUGGACGAGAAGGGUGAUCUCCAGGGUCAGAAGGAUAAACUCAUGCAGCGUCUCAACAAACACAAACUCUUUCAUCGCUUCCUGGAAAGAACUCUGGAAUCAGCCGACGAGUUUCACGAGAUCAGGGAAGUCAUCGCCAGACACGAGACUCUAGUUGCAACACACAGAGAUCUUGUAGAGAAAGCUAACAGCACUCAGGACGCAGUGGAGAAAGAGAAGGCCAGACUGGGGAAGUUUACGGAGGAGAAGAACAACGACAUUCUACAUUACAACAAUCAGCUAGCAACAUUGCAAACCCGAUUAGACAGGGCACAGAGUGAAGCUGUCAAAUGGGAAUCCGUCUGGACCCACAUCAAAAACACAGCUGCCAAGAAGACACUUCUGCUUGGAAGAAUAAAGAUGGCAACCCACAAUCUAUUCCAGCUAGUCGAAAGGCAUGCCAAAACCUCAUUGGGAACAGAGAACACGUUAGAACAGCUAACAAAGAUCCAGAUGUUCAUCAUGGACUUAACUCAGAUCACGACAGAGAUCAAGAGAGCAGAAGUGGCCGCUACGUCUGGAGCAGUAUCCUCCAAUCCAUAAAACAAUUCUAUUUUUAUUUUUCUGCAAAUAUGUACAGGGUAUUAUGUACAUUGAAAGUGUAAACAUGUAACUAGGUUAUAGUGUACCAUAUUGAGUGUAUAUAUAUUUAUUUAUUUGAUUUAUAUUUUGUUACUUUAUAGGCAGUCUGAAAAGUAUCUUUUUUUGUUUUGAACUACAAAUAUGAUUACUUUCAAUUAAUCAUGAAGCAUUUAUUUUACCCUUUUGAUAGGGGGUUGGUUUUUUUAUUCAAUGUCAUCACUUUUGUUUAAAAACCUGGUGUAUUCUCUCAUUUCUAAGUUUGGUGUAUCAUUGUUUUGUGUGGAAUGAUCCAAAUAAGCCUGUUUUCCUCAGACCGAAAGUUGCAAAAUAACCCGCUAUUUCAACUAAGCCGAUCUCAAAUUUGCCAACUGAUUUGCGUCCGCAUCAGCCCGCCGUUGCAAUUAGCGGGCCAUUUGGUCAAGAACAUAUCCCAAGAAAUCUUGAUCUUGUUUCCAGAAUAGUCUUCUAUUUGGCUAAUUUGUGAUGAGCGUAUCGGUCUGGCUUCAGGAAAAUAUUCAGAGUCUGAAAAUAGCGGGUUAUUUUGCAACUUCGGUCUGAUGAGGACAGGCUUAUUGUGAUCAAUCAACUGAGUUGCUCUUUCUGCCUGUAUCAAAUGAAUGUCCUUUUUUUUUAAAUUCAUUUUUAAUUACCACCGCAGUAGAAUUUUUAAUCACAAAAUGUCGCUCUGUGAGCUAGCAUUGUAGUACAAACAAUACUUCGUAAUGAUCGUAUCUAUAUGGUGCCUCGUAAUUCUGAAUACCACUGAUAUUUUUCAAGUAUCUAAAAGACACCUUGAUUUUAUAGUACCUCUCAGGUUAAGUCUUCCCGUACUUGUCCAUUGCAUGUGUCUCUUUUGAAUUUAUUUAUUUAUUUAUUUAUUCAAGUCUUCUUUAUACAGGGUGGCCCUUUCAAUAACGAGUAUUGCUCUUCCAAGGGGCCCUGUCUAUACAAUUAAAAACAUGUAAAACAUUGCACAUUAAUAUGGUAUACAUACAAAUAAAACCGAUAUACAAAGUAACUAAAAUUACAACAAGAAAUACGAAUACAAUAUAUGAAAUAUUUAAAAAAA
Messenger RNA from Strongylocentrotus purpuratus (purple sea urchin), 2175 nucleotides. It is a transcript of the gene ccdc42, whose product is annotated as coiled-coil domain-containing protein 42 homolog. The record is from RefSeq and is a predicted model, not a curated record. The transcript has 9 exons. Lineage: Eukaryota; Metazoa; Echinodermata; Echinoidea; Camarodonta; Strongylocentrotidae. The coding region runs from base 129 to 1067 and encodes 312 amino acids.